GAGCGGGAGGCGGGAGCUCGUAGGGCGGGUCGGGGCGGCCCCGGCGGGUGGGUAGCGGCGCUUCCGUGCGGGGUUUCUUCGGCGCUGCGACGGCUCUAGUGGGCUGGAAAACCCGCGGCUGCCUCCGCCCGGCCGGCCGGUCCCGUCGGUUACCGGUAAACAACACCGCUCCGGCUGCCCGCGGAAGUCAGCUCCGGGCUUUGGGUUUCGUUGUUCUCGUCUUCGCGGUUGGGAGAGAUCAUCCUUGUCCAGACAGCCCGCUUCAACCCCCUGUACCCCUCCCCGCGGGUGCUGAGUGAGUGGGGUCCCCUCCCUCCGGCUGUCUGGUGCGACGGCGCCAGAGAGCGGCUGCUGCGCUGCUUGCGGCUUCGCACGGCAGGGGAAUAAACCCCUUUGGUGUGCGGGUGUGAGCGGCUACACAGCGGAACGAGUGACAUCAAACUCGGAACAGCGACUCGAAAAGCGGCUCUGUCCUGCAGGAAAAGCAAAAUGAAGGAACUAGUAUCAAACAGUACAACCAGUAUAUCUCAAGCCAGGAAAGCUGUGGAGCAGUUAAAAAUGGAAGCAUACAUGGAUAGGAUGAAGGUAUCCAAGGCUGCAGCAGAUUUACUGGCAUAUUGUGAUGCUCAUAUUGGAGAAGAUCCCCUUAUUAUUCCAGUGCCUGCAUCUGAAAAUCCCUUCAGGGAGAAGAAACUCUUUUGUACUAUCCUCUGAGUGGGUUUUCAAUUAAAAAUGCCUUCUGCUAAAAUUUGAUGUCAGUGUUGCAUGCUUUUAGUUUUAGCCCUUUUUUCUUCAGAUAUCAAUACUCAGACUAUAACUACACCAUUUUUAGAGGGUACUGCAUUUUCUGGUUAAAAAAAUAAAAUAAAAAAAACUGAAAAAUUCAAGGUAAUCCUUAGCUUUCAGACCAAUGGAUAACUUGAAUUUCAGUUCUUCAUGUAGAUUCUUUUGGUCUUAAUGAAAGCAUUGAGUACAGUAUCGAAUUGUAGAUGUCUUUGCCAGUCAUAGAUUUUUCUGAGACCUAAAUGAGUCAUACCAAUUCUUGAAGCUAUUUUUAACCUUCUUAUUUUCGUUAGAAGGUGAAUUUAAUUCAUUUGCCUUUACAGAUUUCUAUCUAAAAUGAGUAGCAUGACCUUUCCUCGAGUAGCACUAUUUAGGAAAAAAUCCCAGUGAUUUACAAUGCUUGGAAUGGUCAGUCUUACGCAGUAGGUGGUGUUUAUAAAUGUUUCCUGAAGACUGUUAUAAACUUGAGUACAGAAACAAUCUUAGUAAAGGAACAUUGUAACUACAAGCAAAAGGAAGAUGUAUAGUUACACAUAUCAAUAAAACUGUAGAAAAAAACCUGUCUGCCUGUAUUUUGAAUUAUAUUGGUUUAGAAAGUGAACUGUAAUAUAUCAGCUGUUCUCCAGCUCUCAGUGGAGGGGGUAAAUCUGCCCUGAUUGCUACAGGGAGGGGAAUUACAUUUUGCUAACACCUCUCUACAUGCUUUUUCCCCCAAGAGCAAGACUCAUGGGAAUGGAGAGUAAUGGUAAAUUAAAGUUGUUCUAGAAUGUGCAGUGAGACCACUGCCAUUGACACAUGUUUGUAUAUUUUGUAGCCCCAGGUUAGUAAUGAGAUAAGUUAUCAGGAAGCAAUUUAUGGAGAUUCUGAGAGGAUGUUUCUGGUCUGACUUUGUUUAAAGUGCAGUGAGAGGAAAUGAAUGAGAUAUGGAAUAUGACUGUUCUGCCUUCUUCAAUAAGUAGAAUCAAGUCCAGUCAAGGCAUCUGAUGGAAACAACUGUUACAUUAUAGACUUUUUUUUUUUU
This is a messenger RNA of Melopsittacus undulatus (budgerigar), 1804 nucleotides long. RefSeq names its product G protein subunit gamma 4 (gene GNG4). Gene Ontology annotation, molecular function: G-protein beta-subunit binding. The record is from RefSeq and is a predicted model, not a curated record. The transcript is spliced from 3 exons. Gene Ontology annotation, biological process: G protein-coupled receptor signaling pathway. Gene Ontology annotation, cellular component: heterotrimeric G-protein complex. NCBI's taxonomy places the organism in Eukaryota, Metazoa, Chordata, Aves, Psittaciformes, Psittaculidae. Bases 490 to 714 code for a protein of 74 amino acids.